AAAGCGGUGGGUGACUGGUGAAACCAGGAGAGGGGGAGGGCUGAAGUUGACCAAGUAACAGCAACAACAGCAAGACAAGCCCCCAUUCCUCCCUCCCACCCACAAACUCAAAACAAGCCCUGUUCCUGCCUCCCACCACCCACAAACUACCCCCUCAUUGCUGGGGGAGAAGCUCCAUUCAAUGCAGGUUGGCACUUUCACUGUACCCUGGUUAAUAGACUACCUGACUGGCAGACCACAGUUUGUACGGCUUCAGAGCUUGCGUCAGACAUGGCUAAAGGCAGCACUGGGGCCCCACAUGGGACUGUAUUGGCUCCCUUCCUGUUUACCCUGUACACCUCGGACUUUAGAUACAACACUGAGUCAUGUCAUCUGCAGAAAUUCUCUGACGACUCAGCAAUAGUUGGGUGUGUAAAGGGAGGACAUGAGGAUGAUAAAAGAGCCCUGGAGGAGGACUUUGUCAAAUAGUGCAAGCUGAAUCGUCUGCAGCUCAACAUCGAUAAGAGAAAGGAGAUGGUGGUGGACUUUAGGAUGAGCAGGCCUGCACUGCUCCCUGUUACUAUCGAUGGUGAGGACGUGGAUGUGGUGAGGACCUACAAGUACCUGGGGUGCACCUGGAGCACCAACACAGAGGCUGGGUACAAGAAGGGCCACAGUCGCCUCUACUUCCUGAGGAGACUGGGGUCCUUUGGAGUAUGCAGGCCUGUCCACGUUUCCAUCGGUCUGUUGUUGCCAGUACAAUCUUCGAUGCGGUGGUGUACUGGGCAGUGGCAUCAACACAGGUGAUGCCAACAGGCUCAAUAAACUGAUUAGGAAGGCUGGCUCUGUUAUAGGAGUCAAACUGGACACACUGGAGGCUGUGGUAGAACAAAGGACCGUCCGGAAAAUCCUGGCAAUUCUGGACAAUGUCUCUCACCCUCUGCAUGCCACCUUGGCUGAACAGAGGAACACGUUUAGUAGUAGACAAAGACAACUGCGCUGCUCCUCAUAGUGAUAUGAGGUCUUUCCUACCCUUGGCCUUUGGGCCGUUUAAUGAGUCAACCUUUAAUGAUGACCCCUCCUGUUAGACUGUUUGAGGAUAAGCUUGCAAAAGCAGCUGAAGAAUUCCAGAGGGAUAGCCAAGAGUACGGUCUUUUCCUGGAUCGAAUGGACAAAUGGCUGAAGACACACCAAGAGCAAGCGAUGCAGUUGCUCGGCAAGCACGACCGGACUGGCAACGGGAUCCUUCACUAUGAGGAGUUUAAACUUGGAAUGCGAGACUUGAAGAUUCCUUGUGUGGAAGCCCAGCUCCACAUCCUGGCCAGACUCUUGGAUCCCAACAACACUGGGACCAUUGACUACGUGGAACUGGGUGCAGGUCUCGACAGAGUCAGGUAUCAGCAGGGCAGCGUUGAAGAGGAGGAUGAGGAGAAUGAGGAGGAGGAGGAAGUGAAGGAAGCCAAUGACAGGACUGUGGCGAGGGGAGGCAAGGAAAGACAUGAAGCUGGAACGACGCUAGUGAUCACCAAGGAAAAAUUGAACCAUUCUCCAGGCUGCCAUCUGGGCCUUCAAAGCCCUUUACAAGUCUCCGAAGCUAGGUACGUCUCUCUCGCCCUGCGCCUCAUCAGCUUCAGCACCCUGAGCUCCCACCCCGGCCACCUGCAGCGCACCGUCCCUUCUCACAUCAAGGUCUAUGGACUGAUUGGCCAAAUUCGGGCCUGGACGGGCAUCGAGAGCACCACACUCAGGAUCUUCAAGGACCUGUCCUGCUCCCAGGAGUCUUGUCUGCCGCUGGAGUUGUCUCUGGAGGAAUGUGGGUUCCCUGGUGGGCCCUGCCACUCGCCCACCUCCGCUCUCCUCUUUUAUGAUUACUGGAUAGAGUUCGGUGACUGUCCAAUCUUAAACUGUGACCAUUAUAUCAACUUCAGAAAGCUUUGAUCACAGGGAGACACACUGAAGAACACGUGCUCUUGAAGUCAGUAAAGACUUAAAAAUUAAAGCUUAGUUUUAUUUGUUGUGUGUACGUCAGAACAUCAAAACCUACAGUGAAAUGCAUCAUUUGCAACAACAACCAACACAGUCCGAGGAUGUGCUGGGGGCAGCCCGCAAGAGUCGCCGUGCUUCUGGAGCCAACGUAGUACAUCCACAACUUACUAACCCUAACCUGUACAUCUUUGGAAUGUGGGAGGAAACCAGAGCACCCAGAGGAAACCCCCAGUCACAGUGAGAGCAUACCAACUCCUGACAGACAGUGGCAGAAAUUAACUGCUGCCCACUGGCACAGUAAUAGGCGCUAUCCUACUGUGCCAACCCCAACUAUGAUGUCAAUAUCAAAGAGGGAUGCAGUGAGGAAUUCUGAUGAGGGAAUGGGCUGAAAGGUGAACUCAUAGAAGUACAUAAAAUCAUGAGGGACAAGGACAGAGUGAAUUGUGACGAGAUCUGAAGGAUUAUUUUAAAGUGGACUGUUCAUUUAAAAGAGAGAGAGAGGGAGCGAACAGCUUGUGUACUAAUUCAGCAGGAGGGAGCGAAAGUCUGUGAGCUGCCUGGAAACUGAAAGGUGGAGUUCUAUGAUGGACGGCUUGUAUUCAGCACUUGGAGAUAUAUGCAAGGUCAGUCGACUUUUUAAUCAGACACACGACACCAGAGGCAAGGAGGACAUUGGUCAGCUUUGUGUGCCCACGCCCGGGGCGGGGGGGAGGUGGUUUGCUCACAGUGUGGACAAAGGAGUGACCGGUGGAACCCUGGCCUGGGUUGAUAGCGUUACCAUGGAAACGGUCCUUUUCUGUGGUCACAGUCGGUGACUGUAAGUUCCGGGAGCAGCAGGACGGCAUCGACAUCGGCACUGGAAGACAAACCAACUUUCUCCCUCUCUCUCUCUCCAACUCUGCUCAAAUCCAAUUCCAGAACGGAACUGAUUACUUACCGUACCACCGUAAGAGUGUCACCUGAGCCUGGGAAGCUCGUGAACCUUAUUUACUCUCAGUGUUGUGUGGAAUCAAGACCAAGACGGCAUUGGCUUAAGGUGAGAGGGGAGAGAUUUAUUUUAUUUAGAGAUACAAAGCAAAACAGGCCCUUCCAGCCCAGCGAUCCCCUGAUUUAUCCCUGGCCUAAUCACAAAGCAAUUUACAAUCACCAACUAACCUACUAACUUUGGACAGUGGGAGGGAACCGGGACACCGGGAGGAAACCACACGGUCAGGGCGAGAGCGUACAAACUCCUUAUAGAUGGCAGCAGAAUUGAACUCUGAACUUCAACCCCCAAACCGGUAUCAAUGUCCCACUGACCACUAUGCUACAAAGGGAUAACUUCUUAAAAAGACUAACGCUGGUGUAUGCGUGGAAUGAGCUCCUGGGGAAGGCUAAAUAACACUUUAACGGACAGGUAACGGCUUAGAUGGUUCUGAACCAAACACCGGCCGAUGGGACUAGCUUGAUGGGGCAACUUGGUCAGUAUGGAUCAGAUGGGCUGAAGGGUCUGUUUCUGUGCUGUAUAACCCGAUGGCUCUGUGACUCUACCAGGCAGCAGCCUGGAGCCCAAGUCUUUGCUCAUCUAAUGUCGACAAUAUCAACUCAGUGCAGGGGUCACAGGUUGCAUUCAAGAUCCAAAGUAGCACAGUGGGACACCCUCCAGAGACUGCAGUUUGCAAACCUGGAUCAGAGAACAUGUUAGACCACAUCUGGAGUAUUGUGUUCAGUUCUGGUUGCCUCAUUAUAGGAAGAAUGUGGAGGUUUUAGAGAGGGUGCAGAGGAGAUUCACCAGGGUGCUGUCUGGAUUAGAGAGGGUGCAGAGGAGAUUCACCAGGAUGCUGCCUGGAUUAGAGAGGGUGCAGAGGAGAUUCACCAGGAUGCUGUCUGGAUUAGAGAGGGUGCAGAGGAGAUUCACCAGGACGCUGUCUGGAUUAGAGAGGGUGCAGAGGAGAUUCACCAGGACGCUGUCUGGAUUAGAGAGGGUGCAGAGGAGAUUCACCAGGACGCUGUCUGGAUUAGAGAGGGUGCAGAGGAGAUUCACCAGGACGCUGUCUGGAUUAGAGAGGGUGCAGAGGAGAUUCACCAGGACGCUGUCUGGAUUAGAGGGGGUGCAGAGGAGAUUCACCAGGAUGCUGUCUGGAUUAGAGAGGGUGCAGAGGAGAUUCACCAGGAUGCUGUCUGGAUUAGAGAGGGUGCAGAGGAGAUUCACCAGGAUGCUGCCUGGAUUAGAGAGAGUGCAGAGGAGAUUCACCAGGAUGUUGCCUGGAUUAGAGAGGGCGCAGAGAUUUACCAGGAUGUUGCCUGGAUUAGAGAGGGUGCAGAGGAGAUUCACCAGGAUGCUGUCUGGAUUAGAGGGCUUGUCUUAUUAGUAUAGGUUCAGCGAGCUAGGGCUUUUCUCUUUGGAGUGAAGGAGGAUGAGAGGUGAUUUGAUAGAGGAGUACAAGAUGAUAAGAGACAUAGGUCGAGUGGACAGCCAGAGACUAAUCCAGACAGCAUCCUGGUGAAUCUCCUCUGUACCCUCUCUAAUCCAGACAGCAUCCUGGUGAAUCUCCUCUGCACCCUCUCUAAUCCAGACAGCGUCCUGGUGAAUCUCCUCUGCACCCUCUCCGUAGCUUCCAUAUCCUUCCUAUAACGCAGCGACCAUUACUGAGCACAAUAUUCCAAGUGUGGUCUAAUCAGGGUCCUGAGUGUUCACAUGAGGAAAUCUGCAGAAGCUGAAAAUUCAAGCAACACACACAAAAUGCUGGUGGAAUGCAGCAGGCCAGGCAGCGUCUAUAGGAAAGAGCAUUGUCGACGUUUCGGGCCGAGACCAGAGUGUUCAUUAGGUUUGAUCUACAUAGGACAUUGUACAUACUCUUCGGCCCAUGAUAUUGUGCUGACCCUUUAACCUACUCCACAGCCAAUCUAACCAUUCCCUCCAUGUGUCCGUGUCUCUUAAAUGUCCCUUAUUUAUCUGCCUCUACCAGCAACGAGUGGCUCCGCACCUUUUGUAUCCCUACAGUGUCACCGGCCUCUCCAGGAUGACUUGCAAAGGAUGGGGACUGGAACAGAACUGAGGCCCUUGGUCCACAUCAGCAAAAUAGGACUCUCCUCCCCUCUCCAAAUUGGUGGAAUAUCUUUGUACACAAGCGAUUCUCUGGGUGUUCUGCAACUGUGGAAAUACCCUCGUGGGCUUUAAUGUUCUCUGGGGAAAUUUUCAUGCCAUGAGCCCCUACCAUUGAGGGGCUGGUGGACCCCAGGAGAGAGAAAACCCCUGCUUUAGUCUAAAAGCAGUACAGCACAGGAACAGGCCCUUCGGCCCCUCUGGACAGCACCAAACUGCUAUUCUGUCUAGUCCCAUUUACGUGCGUCAAGAUAACUCUACACACUUCUCCCAACCACACCCUUACCCAAAUUCUCUUAAAUGUUGCAAUCAAACCUGCAUCCAGAGGCAGCUCGUUCCAUGCCCUCUGAGUGAACAAGUUCCCCCUAAAUAUUUCACCUUUCACCCUUAACCCGUGACCUCUAGUUCUAGUCUCACCCAACCUCAGUGGAAACAGCCUGCUAGCAUUUACCCUGUCUAUACCCCUCAUAAUUUUGUAUACCUCUGUCAAACCUCCCCUUAAUCUCCUACACUCCAGGGAAUGGUCCAUUUUCACAGCACUUCACACUGGGUUCUAUACAAAAUCACCAGAUACAGUAGCUAUUUAACCGGUAGUAUUGUAAUGGGUGGUGUCGCAGGGACCAGGAGGCACGUGGGCCUGUCAGUCAGCAUGCCUGGAGUUCGAGACCCGUCAAUGGCUAAUCCGUGAGUUGAUAGUGAAGAUGGGAGCUCGAAGAUUGAUCGGUACUCUAGAAAUCAAAUUCCUCUGGCCAAAGCCAGAGAGAGAGAGGAGAGAGUGUGGGGACAGGGCUAGUUUUGACUUGUUGCCACUUGUCUUGCUCUGCCAAGCAUUGUGGGCUCUGUUGGCGCCAGAAUGUGUGGCGCCAUUUGCAGGCAGCCCCCAGCACAUCGUUAGCUGGAGCUGGUUGUUAAUGCAAUUGACACAGUUCACUGUAGGUUUGGAUUACGUGUGAUCAAUAAGUAAAUCUGAAUUUGAAUCAAUGAGGACCAGUUUUCCUGAACUUCCUGUGCCUACUUACAAUGGGACAGUCAGGCAAUCCCUUGAAGAAUCCACACACAUUACACCGUUCAGUAGAGCUUUGGUCCUCAGAUAUCAGUAGGAAAUAAUUACUUGUCAGUUUCCAAAGCGAAUCUCUGAAGUGGCCUCCCAAGGUGAAACUUGCAGCCUGUGUUCUGAUCUUGGUGUCUGAUUAUCAGAAUCGGGUUUAUUAUCGCCGACAUGUCCUGAAGUGGUUCAUAAAAUUAUCAAUUUUAUAUAUGUGUACAUGCAAAAUGAGAGCAAAAUACUUAGAGUGUAUUCAAUAAGAAAUAUUAAAUAAAUAUGUAGUGCAAAAUAGCAUAGCAGUGUUCAUGGACCGUUCAGAAAUCCGAUGGGGGUGGGGGGGGGGAGCAGUUCCUAAAACAUUGAACAAGUGUUCAGGCUCCUGUACUUCUUCUUUGAUGGAAGUAUUGAGAAGAGGGCAUGUCCUGAGUGAUGAUGGUCCUUCAUGAAGCAUCACUGUCUGAAGAUGUUCUUGAUGGUGGGGAGGCUAGUGUUCACGAUGGGACCAGCUGAGGUUACAUGGACACGGGCUCUUUUGAUUCCCAUUUAAACUUUGGGAGCUCGUUCGUCAGUUCGGGCAGUCCCGAAGCCAACCAUUCAUAGCACAGCGGUAGUCUGUACUGAAUUUGGGAAACCUGUCCGAAGAUAACUCGGCAACUAGGCACCACCAAACACAGGUAGCAAUCCACUGCCGAAAGCCGACUCCACUGACAUCAGGCAAAGAGCAAGAGUAAACAAGGAGGAAAUACAGCCAAGGCAACAAGAGAAUUUAUUAAAACAGUUCUACAAAUACAUACAGCUGGGAACGGGCUGCACAAUAGAUGCAAACUAGGAGACAACUGAAAAGUACUCUGGUUCCUUACUUUUAUAACUGAUCGCCUGACAGUGCUGCCAGGGAUACAAUGGGUUGAUGAUUCUUUUUUCUUCUUCAAUUUGAUCUUUCUCAAAAAAAAACAUCACUCCACUGAAAAUAAAACACUUUAUUUGUAACGUUAUUAUAAAUUAGUAAGCGUUGAAGCUAAAAGACUUAGACAUCCUCUUAGGUUUAGAGUGAAGGCUUUAUAAAUGUUCUUGCUCAAUUGUGAUCGUAUAAUACAUAAAUUAAAAAAAAACUUAACAUAGCAGCUCAGUUAUAAAAGGCAGAUAGAGACCGUGUUUUUGAAGAAUUGCAUCUU
Hypanus sabinus (Atlantic stingray) is the source of this 7267-nucleotide messenger RNA. RefSeq lists its product as uncharacterized. Bases 1033 to 1917 code for a protein of 294 amino acids. Gene Ontology annotation, molecular function: calcium ion binding. Lineage: Eukaryota; Metazoa; Chordata; Chondrichthyes; Myliobatiformes; Dasyatidae. The transcript has 5 exons. The record is from RefSeq and is a predicted model, not a curated record.